CCAGAAACAAAGCCUUCCAUUUUCCGUUCUACUUUGUAGGCAGCCACACGUUUCCUUUCACGUAUAUUCUUUAUAUUUUUUUGUCGAUAUUUUUUCUCUCUCUCUUUUGUCUUUGCCGUAUCCUGUUUCCUGUUUCCUGUUUCCAUUUUUAAGAAGACCAAGUGCGCAUCCUGGCGGCGACUGCUAGUCCUGUGAUCCGCUCGACGCGGAACUUUCUACGCGAGAACCGGCAGAUGGUGAGCCAGCCGCUGAAGAUGAUCCUGGGCGUGUCGGAGGCCUGGAAGACGGAUCGAGAUCGAGAGCAACGGUGGCCGUUGCGGUCACACAACUAUGAGCUGCCCACGGCCGCCUCCUUGGCGCGGAGAACGGGUCCGUCGCCCCUGUUCCUGGCGGAGGCGCAGCGCCGCUUGAUGGGCGGCUCCAGGCUGCGGAUUAGUCGUCGCGGCUACUCGGAGAAGGAGAUCCAGACGGAGGACAUAAGCGAUGAGCGCUUCCUGAGCGCCGCCCUGCUCAAGUGCUCCUCAGCGGAGCACCAGGCCCGCAGCGAGGGGGAUGAGCCAUCGGACGGAGGCGGGAGUGCGGAGUCGGCGAUGCGCCUGAGACGCACUGCCUCCAACUUUGAGCUGGGCAGACUGGCCGAGCAGCGGGACGCCUAUCAGCCGGGACAGUACACACUGCUCCGGCCGCUGGGCGGACUGCUCGGCAUUGUGCCCGGUGCACUGGACCAGCUGGGCAGGCCUCCACCCGACCAGGACACUGCUUCCGUGUGCUCCCCCUCAUCCAGAGAGAACUCACCCUGUGUGCGGCAAAUGGCCAUUCCGGAAGUGACGGAUGUGGUGGACCAGGAGGAUGCUCUCAGUGUUGACUCCCAGCAGCAGGACCUGCUAGCCAGCAGCUCUUCCUCGCCGCAGACUCCUCAGAAAACAGAGAAAGAUCAUCCAAAGGAACCGGAGCAGGUGCCUGAAAUCCAGCAGGCCGUGGAAUUCCAGAAACCGAAGAAUGACGGUCUUGUCCUGCUGGCCGAGGAGCAGAGACUGGAGCUCCUGGAGGAGGCGCGGGAGCGCCAGGCCCAACUGAUCGCCGAGUACAAUAGACUUCCCAUUUCCAUGGGAACCCUGCGGGUGCGGAAUCUCAAGAUAAUCCUCGAACAGCAGCUGGAUGUGGUGGACAACGACCUGAGUGUGCUAUCGCAACCGAAGGUCUAUGUGAUGGGAACUUAGAUCUGCGACAGUACAAAAAUUAACAAAAAAAAACAAGACCAUAAACUUUCAACUCGCAAGAAAUCGAAUAAAAAUCAAAAUAAAUAUUAAAACUACAA
Drosophila ananassae is the source of this 1318-nucleotide messenger RNA. RefSeq lists its product as uncharacterized. The record is from RefSeq and is a predicted model, not a curated record. NCBI's taxonomy places the organism in Eukaryota, Metazoa, Arthropoda, Insecta, Diptera, Drosophilidae. Gene Ontology annotation, cellular component: cytoplasmic microtubule. The transcript has a single exon. The coding region runs from base 234 to 1220 and encodes 328 amino acids.